This is a messenger RNA of Cordyceps fumosorosea ARSEF 2679, 3693 nucleotides long. Its product is annotated as endonuclease/Exonuclease/phosphatase. The record is from RefSeq and is a predicted model, not a curated record. NCBI's taxonomy places the organism in Eukaryota, Fungi, Ascomycota, Sordariomycetes, Hypocreales, Cordycipitaceae. The transcript is spliced from 3 exons. Gene Ontology annotation, molecular function: phosphatidylinositol-4,5-bisphosphate 5-phosphatase activity; phosphatidylinositol-3,5-bisphosphate 5-phosphatase activity. Gene Ontology annotation, biological process: phosphatidylinositol dephosphorylation. Gene Ontology annotation, cellular component: membrane; cytoplasm. Bases 1 to 3693 code for a protein of 1230 amino acids.
AUGGACCACCAGUGGACGUCGCAGCCGCCGUCGCCCGAAAAGUCCUGCGAGCUCUACAUCCGCGACCACCCUUCCCGCGCCAUCGCCAUCGUCUCACCGACGCACGCCCUCAUCCUGCGGUACAGCGCUUCGGCCAGCGAUACCGGCCCCAAUGGCUCCUACACAUCGCUGCCGGCCACCAACAGGGCCGCCGUCGCCAGGUGCAUGGUCGAGUUCGCGCCCAUGACCGAGACGCUGCUGCGCGACUUCCGCCCGCUCACCCACCGGCCCGUCUACGGCACCCUCGGCCUGAUUGCUGUCAACAACGAGGUCUUUCUGUCCGUCAUCACGCAUGCGACCCGCACGGCCACGGUGCGUCCGGGCGAGACGGUCGAGAAGAUUGUCAGCGUCGCCUUUUACUGCCUCAGCUCCGACGAGUACGACGAUGUGGUGCCGCUCGAGUCCUACGAAAUCGAACCAUCCGAUGCCUCCUCGACAUACAGCUCCCAGUCUUAUGGCCAGAGCCUCAGCCACCGUGAUGUAGUCGUCGAACAUCCGUGCCACGAGCUGCGCAAGAUUCUGAGCAAUGGCUCAUUCUACUACAGUACCGACUUUGACGUGACGAAUCGACUUCAAGACCGCCCAAUCAACGCCGACUCGUUCCAUAUUGAUAGCUUCAACGACAUGUAUCUGUGGAACUCAUUCAUGAUUAGUCCCCUUGUCAAGUUCCGCUCACGGCUGUUACCACAAGAGCGGGAAGCGCUGGAUGAAUCCCGCAUUCUGACUUCUGCCAUUCGCGGGUUUUGCAAGACCAUGACGAUUCCGCAGAGUGCCUCCCCGCGCAAAGGCAACAGUGGCCGGGCUUCAUAUUUAACACUUAUUUCUCGCUUAUCCUGUCGCCGAGCUGGUACUCGCUUCAAUGCCCGCGGGAUCGACGACGACGGCCAUGUAGCCAACUUUGUCGAGUCGGAAACCAUCUUCUGGAGCGCUACGGGCACCGUCUUCUCCUACGUUCAGAUCCGUGGCUCGAUUCCUGUCUUCUGGGAACAGGCGGCCGAUCUGAUACCCGGACGACAAAAGCUCACAAUAACAAGACCCCCGGAUGCUACGCAGCCCGCUUUUAACAAGCACUUCGAGGAGCUCGAGACCAUGUAUAGUGCGGUGCACAUUGUCAACUUGCUGAGCGAAACGAAGCCCGGCGAGGUUGAGUUGAGCAAUGCUUACAAGACUGGUAUCAAGUACUGUCCUCUGAGUCGUCUCCGUCAAGGAGGCGGGAUUGACGACCACGCCAUGCUGCGACAAACGCACUACGACUUUCAUGCUGAGACCAAGGGCCCGGGCGGGUAUGAAGCCGCGCGUGAGAUUCGUCGUUAUAUUGAGCACUCUAUUGAUGGGUUCGCUUACUUUUUGGCCGAGGAAGCCGACGAUGAUAAGCAUCUGCGGAGCAAGGAUACGAGGAUGAUUGUCGUGCUGCAGCAAGAGGGCGUCUUUCGCACAAACUGUCUCGAUUGCCUGGACCGAACAAACCUGAUCCAGACGCUGAUCUCGCAAAUGGCAGCAGAGGCGUUUCUCGGUCACCGUGGCGUUUAUGCGGCCUCUGACUUUUGGAUGCGUCACUCGACGCUAUGGGCCGACAAUGGCGAUUCGCUGUCCAAGAUCUACGCCGGCACCGGCGCACUUAAGUCGUCGUUUACGCGCCACGGCAAGAUGUCGCUCGCCGGUGCUGUGGCUGACAUGCGCAAAUCAGUACAGCGACUGUACCACAACAACUUUGUCGACCCGUCGCGGCAAAUCACAAUUGACAUGCUGCUUGGCCGGUUGAUCGGACAAGCGCCGGUGCACCUCUUUGACCCCAUUAGUGACUUUAUCUCGGCGGAGCUCAGCAAGCGGAGCGAUGAAUACACGUCGUUUGAGAAUAUUAAUCUCUGGGUCGGCACGUUCAACCUCAACGGCAAGACGGAAGGCAUUGGCCAGGACCUGUCGCCGUGGCUGUUCCCGCCCGAGGUCAGUGAGGAGCUCCCUGACAUCUACGUGGUGGCAUUUCAGGAAAUCCUCGAGCUCAGCCCGCAGCAAAUCAUGAACAGCGACCCGUCGCGCAAGUACCUCUGGGAGCAGGCCGUCAAGAAUGCCCUGAACGAGCGGCAGGACCGCAUGGGUGGCGAGCUGUACGUACUACUGCGCAGCGGGCAGCUAGUUGGCGCUGCGCUGUGCAUAUUCGUCAAGGCGUCUAGCCUGCCCAACAUCAAAAAUGUCGAGGGUAGCGUCAAGAAGACGGGUAUGUCUGGCAUGGCGGGCAACAAAGGCGCGGUUGCGAUCCGACUAGACUACGCCAACACGCACAUUUGCUUUGUCACGGCGCAUCUGGCAGCCGGCUUCGCAAAUUAUGAUGAAAGAAAUAGAGAUUACGCAACGAUUCACCAGGGGUUGCGAUUUCAGCGAAAUCGCGGCAUCGACGAUCACGAUGCCAUUAUCUGGCUUGGGGACUUCAACUAUCGCGUCGGACUCGGUUCUGAGAUUACGCGUACACUGGUGCAGCAAAGGAAUCUGCCAAAGCUGUACGAAAAUGAUCAGCUGAAUCUACAAAUGGUUGCCGGGCUGGUGUUUCCGUUUUACUCGGAAGCACGGAUCAACUUUAUGCCCACGUACAAGUUUGACGUGGGAACUGAUACCUAUGACAGCUCUGAAAAGGCCAGAAUCCCGGCGUGGACGGAUCGCAUUCUACGAAGGGGACAGAACUUGCGGCAGCUUAGCUAUAACUCGGCGCCGCUGCGCUUUUCGGACCACCGGCCGGUGUACGGGACGUUUGCGUGCACGGUCAGCAUCGUGGACGAGCGCCGGCGCGAGGCCAUUAGCGGAGAGCUGUACGAGCGGCGCAAGGCGGAGCUGGGCAGCGGCGGCAGCGGGUCGGUGCUGGGCGAUCUGGACACGGAGGAGGAGGAGGAGGAGGACCUGAUUGGGUUCGAACCGGUGGAGCCUGGGCUGCCGGCGGCCAGCUCAGACCGGCAAAAGUGGUGGUUAGAGGGCGGGCGACAGACGGCGCGUGCGCAAGUCGCGGUGCCGACCGGGAGGGACGGGCUGCCGAUGAGGCUCAACCCGCAGCGACCGUCAAACCCGUUCUUCAACGCGGGCAACGACGAGCCCGAGUGGGUAUCGGUGUCGGCUCCCGGGGCGGAUAGCAGCAGCCUGUCGAGCUCGCCGUUCGAAAAGGUGCCGAUGAUGCCGGGGACUGUGUCGACGCCGUCACCAUCACGACGACCGGUGCCAUCAGCGCCAGACGCGGCUAGCAGGCUGCCCGCGCAGAUUGGCAGGCUGGCGAUGGCGGACGAUCAAGGCUCAGUGUUGCCGCGGCGGAGCACCGAUUCGGAACGUCGCCAACAGCAGCAGCAACAGCAUCAGCCACCGCCUCCGCCGCCGCCGAGACGACGCACGGCGGGACAGCAGCAGGUGCCUUCGACCCCAACGCCGAUGGCCUCGUCGCUGCCGCCACGGCCAGAGUCGGCGGCCUCGCAGCAGUCUCUGGCCAGGGAGGGCCGCGGGAGUGUCAGCAGCGGCAGCGGCAAGCCGCCGAUCGUGAAGAAGCCAGCGCACUUGGCUGGGUCGUCACCGGUGACGGGACGGAGCCCGACGCAGCAGACGCAGCAGCAACCGCCGCUGCCUCCUAGGGGCGAGGUAUCGCGGAAGGCCGUGCCACCGCGCGGCGAGUCAUUGAUAUAG